Molecule: messenger RNA, 834 nt
Organism: Halteromyces radiatus
Lineage: Eukaryota; Fungi; Mucoromycota; Mucoromycetes; Mucorales; Cunninghamellaceae
Exons: 2
Coding region: 63-794 (243 amino acids)
Cellular component (GO): plasma membrane
Source: RefSeq, a predicted model, not a curated record
GACGAUCAUCAUCCCUACAGCAAGGUAAGAAUCAUUCUUAAAAAAAAAAAAAAAGUUAACAUAUGAUGUUAUCCAAUGUAGAUAAUCAACAACCUUAUGGAGAAGGUAUUCAACCUCACUGGAUCAUCGUAGCCACUGUUUGUAUCAUCUUGGGCCUUUUUUUCGUUUUUGCUGCUUUUCAAUAUUUUAUGUAUACAAUGGGUGCGGUUGGAUUCAUCUUUGCCAGCUCAGUCACAUGGUUGAUUUUAACAUUGGCAGAACCAAAGGAAGGGUAUCCAUCGGUUGGACUUGUGUACGUGGGCAGUUGUAUGGGAGCAGGGCUAGUGGUUUCUCUUUUAGCGAUGUAUUUUUGGCCAAUCACACUUCCAUUGAUGGGCUGGUUGGCAGGCUUUGUCCUUGGGAUGUAUGUCUAUAUGUGGCGUGAAGAUCAUAUCUUACUCAAUAUCUAUGCUCGGAUGUUCACGGCGGCAGGCAUGGGCACCAUCAUGGCAAUACUGACAUAUAUAGUGGAAUCGAUGAUCGUGGUCUUAGCUACAUCCGUCCUGGGUGGGUUUUUAUUUAUCUUGGGAAUCGACAUGUUGGUGCAUACCGGUCUUGUUCAGGCCAUUCGUUCUUUAUUCAAUGCCAAUCCUUUUCAUACCGUGGUGUAUCAUGUGGAUCAUAAAAUCUAUGCUAUGCUCAGUGCCAUCUUGGUCAUUAUCUUCAUCAGUGUGGCUUUACAAAUGCAUGUUCAUAAUGGUAGGCGAUUUGGUAUCAAUCUUAUCCCAGUGUUGGAACCUCCAGUUCAAGGUUAAAAAAAAAAAAGGAUUUCAGUUCAUGCUGAUUCCAUAUCGG